Letharia columbiana is the source of this 687-nucleotide messenger RNA. RefSeq lists its product as uncharacterized. Lineage: Eukaryota; Fungi; Ascomycota; Lecanoromycetes; Lecanorales; Parmeliaceae. Gene Ontology annotation, biological process: mitotic spindle assembly checkpoint signaling. Bases 1 to 687 code for a protein of 228 amino acids. The transcript has 7 exons. The record is from RefSeq and is a predicted model, not a curated record. Gene Ontology annotation, cellular component: nucleoplasm; cytoplasm; kinetochore.
AUGUCUGCCGAGAAAGACAAAUCGAAAGUGCACAAGCUGUCGUUGAAGGGAUCUUCGAAGCUCAUUGCCGAAUUUUUCGAGUACUCUAUAAACACCAUUCUAUUCCAGCGCGGAGUAUAUCCUGCAGAAGAUUUCACGGCUGUCAAGAAGUAUGGACUCAACAUGCUUGUCACAUCCGAUGAUCAAGUCAAAGCAUACAUCAAGAAGAUCAUGUCCCAGCUCAACAAAUGGAUGACAGGCGGCAAGAUUUCCAAACUGGUGGUUGUAAUUACUAGCAAGGAGACUGGCGAACACGUUGAGCGAUGGCAGUUCGAUGUCCAGAUAUUCAACAGGCCUUCUAAGAAGGCGGCUUCCAAGGACACGUCAAAGCCGCCUGACAAGGAGAAUGCCGCGCCAAUAGACACCCCUGAACCGCCGCCCCCGGAGAAGACGGAGAAGGAGAUCCAGCUUGAGAUCCAGUCGAUCUUCCGCCAAAUCACAGCCUCCGUGACCUUCCUUCCACAGCUUGAUGCCGGCAAUUGCACGUUCAAUGUCUUGGUCUACGCAGAUGCGGACUCAGAAGUCCCGAUGGAAUGGGGAGAUAGCGACGCGAAGGAGAUCGAAAAUGGGGAGAAGGUGCAAUUGAGAAGUUUCAGCACAAGCAAUCAUCGGGUUGACACGCUCGUUAGCUAUAGGCUCGCAGAUUAA